Spirometra erinaceieuropaei is the source of this 13481-nucleotide messenger RNA. Lineage: Eukaryota; Metazoa; Platyhelminthes; Cestoda; Diphyllobothriidea; Diphyllobothriidae. The record is from the annotation of a GenBank genome assembly.
AUGAUCAGGUUGGAUAGUUUUUCCUCGGAUGUCGGCCAGGAAUUGGAAGGCCGAAUUGAUGGAGGCCCUCGAGCCUUCUUGGGGUAAGUUAAGUUUUCGGGCCAUCCAUUUGUCUAGAUUGUAAGUGUGACUGCCUUUCAAGGCAGCGAUUGGUCGAAGUGGAGCAUUGGGCUUGUGGAUUUUAGGUAAACCAUAAAAUCGGGCCAGUUCCGUGUCCGUUGGUUUCAUCUGUCGCCAUUCGUCUAGCGAUAUCGCACUGUUGCGUCUGAGUCGGUUCAAUAGUCCGGUUAGUUGAACGAUCAUCGUUUUGGCUCGCGACGAAGGCGUGGAUUUGUAGGACUGUUGAUCGUCAAGGAGGGCUUGUGUCUUUCCGUCGUAAUCGACUCGUUUUAUCACGACAGUUGCUCUUCCCUUGUCGACUGACAGCACCAUUGUAUCCUUGUCCACUUUUAAUUCCUCCAUUGUUUCUAUGUCUGCGGGCUACAUAUUAUUGAUGGGCCUGUUCGUCAGUAGUAGGGAGAUGACUUUCUGGCGCCUAGUGUGUUUAACAUCGUCGGUUGCGUUGGUUCUUACUAGCAUGGCUUCAAGUGCGACUACAAAUUCGUCUGGCUUAGCAUCCACCGUAUUAAAGUUGGCUUUAUGACUCAGCACUCUCAGUUUUGAACUUCCUCUCAGAGAUUCGUUAAGAUAAAUGGAAGUUGUCGCAAAUGCAAUGGGUGCAGGGGUAGGAAAACUGAAAAAUAAAUCUGUGCCGUUUGGCCGAGUUUCCUCUUCCCUCUCUCAUGUGUCAGUGGUCCGUCCAAGCUAAACCGACUGCGAAUGAGACCGGACGUAUUGAUUGAUGGCACGAGGCGUCUGAUGUGAGCUACACAGACAUCCGCAGGUACAAUGCAUCGCUCAUUACUAUUUUUGGCAAACUUCAUCGCGUAAGUGUAGAUGAUGUUUUGUGAUUGUUUUCGCGUAUGCGCAUAUAACUGAGUAACCCAACGGGAUUUGUGAAUGUGCUUACCUCUAAGGUUGGCCCGACUAGUUCUGGUCGGGUCUCACGACAGGGAUUCCUCUGCCGUCCUGCGACGAAAUCGCGUGUGUACAUCCGUCCAGACUAGUAGUACUUUUGUUCUUUGGCAGGCGGCGAUCUCUGCAUUAGGUUAGUCGGGGUGGGUGUGGAGUAGGCAGUCUCUUGUGGACCACACAGCAACUAGGUUAGUAGAAUGGAGAAGUGUCCAUAUACCCCAAAGGCGCAGUUGCUUUACCGUGUGCCUCAUCCAAAGUACUCCGUGUCUGGGCAACGGACAUCGCGCAACUAGGUAUGCUGUUGCAUUCUUUUUCAUUCUUUUUCAUUGUCUGACUUACUUAUUGCGGUGGUAGCAGGGAAGACUUAAGGCUGUCUGGUGUCCUAAUGGCGUCUUCGCUGCAGUGACUGCGGAGUUGUCAGUCCCGGGAGAGCCGAAAACAGAACGAGCGGCUGUAAUUGAGGCAGAUGGAAGAUACUGUGUUGUCGUGUGCUUGGAUGGCCAUGUUUUCAGCCUUCACUUCUCGGGAUGCUUGGUUCGGUUGGAUUGGAGGAUGGUUGCUCUAGUUUUUGCGAAAGUUUAUCAUGCCUGCUAAUCCUGCGCUAGUGUUCUGGACGCCUGAUUGAUUUUAAGUUUUUUGAGUGUGGUCUUCAAGGUUUCUUUGCAUCGUCACACUUUUCCUCGUGGUCCGUGGGAUAAUGCUUUUUAGUUGAUAAUGCUUCAAAGUGGUUCAUACUACUCACUAAUUGACGCCAAUCGGGGUCUGACAACCACUUCCUGUGUUCCAGAUCGAGGUCAGUGUAUUCGGAGGCGAAAACAUCCUGCAUUCGGUGCACGUCGGCUUUGGUUCUAGUGUUCAACGUAUUGUCAUCGACAAAAGUGCGUUCGGGUGUUGGAGGCUCCUAUACUGACCUGCAUCUUACGAAGUUUUAAUAAUUUCUUUUCGCCUAAGAUUAGCGUGCACUGAUGUGUCCUUAUUGCAGUAUGGAAGUAGGCAUUUCCGUUUUAUCUUGUAGCUGAAAGCCGAUCAGCCCGCACAGGCAACCGAAUGACGACUAGCAAUCAGGGAUUAGGAAGUUUUACCGAUAAAUACUUGGCCACUGGAAUUGCCAUUACUGAACUAAUUGACCCGACUACAAUGCUACAGUUGCCAGUUGCUCUAUGAUUAACUGGCUGGGAUUCAAAUAUCGGACGUAUGACAUGGAGUUGGGACUGUUAAAGUCACAGAAGCCAGGAAACGGCUACGUCGUUGGCCUUAUCUUUGUCGGCACAACUUUUCGACUUUUCAGGAGAAAUGGUGGCGAGCGAACGUUGCUUUCGAUAACUUCUCGUCAGGCCAAUACAGUUAUAUGGGAGGGGGUACAGUGAAUGAUUGCUGGCUCCUCGUCCUUUCUGCAGCUAGUGCCGGUACCUGGUCAAUUCCAGGUAGGUGUCCGUCAGCAUUGUUGAAAGCGGGUUUGGAAAAGGUUGGGGCUAGCACGCAACCAGCUUGUCACUUGAUGGCUUUGGGGUAGGCCAUUCCCUUGACGCGUGGUCGUCAUUUCUUGCCCAUUCUCGCGAACCAUGCCGGACAUUGAAAUUGCAUUAUUUUCCCUACUGCGUCUCCGUGUAUAGUGCUGAAGCCCCUUUUGAGACCGAUAGUGGUUCGGAGGCUGGUUGUACUUUCCCGUCAUUGUUUCCGCCACUGCCGCACCACAAAGAUCAUGGUGGUGGUUCUUUGGUUCCUUGGGAGUUCGCAUUGCCUCUGGAAAAAGUCGCUGUUCAGGGUGAGUAUCGAGGAGAAUGUGGACGUCACUUUUGCCAGCGCUACCGUUGGGAGGAGAGGAUGCCUCGUUUUUAUACUCUUAGUCCGUCUUCUUAUACAUGGAUGGUCGUUAGCGUAUAGUCACCUUGGAGAAUUUGUUAGGAUCAUGCCAGGAGCCUGGAUUCUAGUGACAGUAUCGUUCCUGCUUUGUUCGGUAGGUAAGAUUAGAAAGUCCGUCUCCUCAGGCUGUCAUCAGCAGUUGGAGGCAUUUUUCCUUUCCAAAUAUGCAGUUUGGGAAUGCAGUUGAUGGAUUGAGUGACUGAUGAGGAGAAAGCUUCAAUACAGCCAACGCUCUAGUCACCUAGGUCACUAAGUCUUACCAAGAGCCGGGAGUUUAAUCACAGUUGGGUCAAGUUCUCCGUCUAACCUACUGCAGCGUAUAGAACCCACCAAAUCUGAGCGUUGGCUGUCAUGGGUUCAAAUCCUACCAAGGUCUCCGAGUUUUCCACAGUUGGGUCAAAAAGGAAAAUCGGAGUGAUAUUACCGAUAAAGGGAAACUGGAAUGUCCAUUUUCGACUUAUUAGGCGUCGUCAGUCAUUCAUUCCCGAUCCCGAGGCGUGGAACACCUGGGGCUCGACCCCGCGAACCGUUGGUCCAAUGCCUCUAACCACUGAGCCACGGGCUCGUUCUCCUGUCGGUUAUGAUCGGGAACGUACAAUGGUUUAGGGUGGUGCUCACCGAUUGUUUUUACGGAACUCGUUCGUUCCGUUUUGCCUUAGGACUCUCUCUCUCUAGUGCAACCAGCAACCGCCCAGUGGCGCGUAAUACAGACAGGAGAGCAUUACCGACAAAGACAAGGGAGACUGAAAUGGCCACCUCUGGCUUACUAGCCGUCAUCAGACAUUGUCUCCCGAAUCGAUGCUGCCCGCUGGGUUUUUUCAAGCCUUCGGAAAUGCCUGUGGAACCGACGUGACCUCUCCAUCGCCACUAAGAUUCGCGUGUACCGUGCAUCUGUUCGGUCUGUCCUUCUCUACGGUUGUGAAUGCUGGGCUUUGCGCGUGGCGGAUGAGCGAAAACUGGAGGUAUUUGACUACCACUGCUUGAGGAUCAUCCUUCGAGUGAAGUUUACCGACUUCGUCUCAAAUGAUAUAGUCCGCGCUCGCUGCAACAACAUCGCGAGGAUAACUCAGGCCAUCCAAGAAAGACGACUGAGGUGGUUCGUCCAACUCAGGAACUCAGUGUUACUGCCCUCGAUCCGGCACCGUUGCCCCAUUGGAAGCGUCGAAGAGGGGGUCAGUUCAAAACCUGGCUCGACACUGUCCGUCAAGACAUGGAGGUGGUUCUUGGACCUUCGGUAUUCGGUCUCCGUCGUUGGCGAAGGGAAUGGGUUGAUCUGUCUAGAUCUGCUGCCGCGGAUCGUCACGCGUGGAGAGGUACAAUUCGGGACAUCAUCGAGGCCGGCUAGAUCAGGCAUGAUCGCAGCCGUAUCAAGUAAGUACAAGUCAGUCAGCCAUACCCAGCCUCGAGGGUAAUGCGAUAGCCGCGGGCGCUUGACAAAAUCACCUUGGGGGCCUGACAACGGCGCUUAAGGACUCAACAUGUAAACGUAUGCACUCCUUUGUCGUUGCUAACACGACAGCAUUUAGCAUUGCUAUUGGACGUUUGGCUCCUUAUCACAACAUUUGGCCCUACGUUAGUCUGAACGCCUUACCAUCCUUACGUUCUCUCACUUUUUAGGCCAGACCUCGUGAAUUUGCCACUCCGGCCUCUCGGUCGGUGAGAAAGUGCACGAUCAAUCUAAACGACAGCGUCCAGAUAAGAUCGGCCCGAAAUGUGCUUAAUGCUUCGCGUCGAGUUUUGCAGCGUUCAGGUAGGCAAUGCCUUUUUUUUACUCCUACCCGCUUUCACAGUCCUGGCAAACAAACGCGUGGACAUGCUUCAGUCUAAUAAUGCAGAACUUGCGAGACGUGUUUCAAGCCUUCAGUCGGAACUCUGUACUCGGACGCUCGAGUUACAAGCCUGUAAAGCCGAGUGCUUUCGUCUACGGCUCCAAUUGAACAGAUUUCAGUCUGUUCAGCCCGUGAGUUCAUUCUCACAUUUUUUUUACUUGACGCAUCUUUUUGGCACUGCCUAAAUCGUGGCCUCCGAGUCAACCAACUGUCACCCAAAACGUCCUAACCCCAUGCCUGACUCUAAGCUGACGGAUUUUAUGCCUCCUGCUGGGCACUGGUAGUAAGCUCAAGUUUCUGAGAAGUUUAAAAACCGCUGAAAUUAGUCAGACUGUGAGCUAGACAAAUGUCGCACAGCCAUGGUGAAAAUCGGGGACUGCAUGACAAUAGGAAUUCUGUAGUCGGAGGGCACGUUCGUUGUACUCUCUUGAGGUUACACUAAUCACUGCAUUAUGUACACGGCUGACGCACUCUGGUCAGCCACAGUUUUAGACAGCAUCAAGAAAAAACUGCACGAUUAGGUGUGCUUUGCAGUUUACGAAGUUGACCGUUGAUCCCACAGUUUAGGACGUUAGGCAGUCAACAGAUUCCUUCGGUAACUCAUCAGCGCAUACUUUCGCUUGCUUAGGGCAGAAGCCGGUUGCUCUUGUGGUAGUAUUGACGAACAAUGCUACCGAACUGGCUACCCGCUCUUCGGCGUCCUCACGACUGGUCCUUAGUGUCAUUGGAGGUCGCGGUUGCUUAACCGACCUCCCAACUUGGCCGACAAACCGCGCUUCUUAGACACCAUCCCUUAACGAGCAGUUUGCUGCCAGAAAUGCGCUCACUCACGUUGGCCUAACACCGUUGCGUGCGUUUGUCUUUCAGCUCGACUCGUUGACCAGCUUGAAGGAGACGCUGGACAGUCUGAUUGAUCGAGCCUGUGAGGCCCGACAGACAGUUGCCAGAAUGCAUGAUGGCUUCCUCGUCGCAGGCAACGACCAGAUCUCGGCUGAAAUCACUAUGGACAUGUCCGUCGAGGGCGCACCGGAGUAUGUUCACCCUGCUUUUACGGGCUCCUCAUCUUGAAAUUUCGUUAAUUUUUUGAAACUGUCACUCUCUCCCCCUCUCGCUGCUGCCUACGUAAAUGCCGCUUGAGCAUUUAUUUUAGAGAACGUUUCAUCCAAAAAGGAGGCUUACGAGGGCUACAAUGUUUGAUUUCUAAAGUCAAAUUCAUUGUAUCGAAUGUCUGCAAAAGCAUAACACAAAAUCAGUCAGGCAAGCUGCGCAUCUUCCUAGCUUGCUCCUCGGGUCUCGGCGGAACACUGGAAUGCGGCUUACCUUCCCACGCCUGUGUAAAUUUUCGCAUCACGCAUUCAGGAGUGAUCAUUCACUAAAAGUAAAGUCGUUAGUCCGUCAUUAACUAGUGAAGACUAAUCGCAUCCAGAAAUUUGAAGCUCACGAAACACACACUAGGCGGUUUGGUGUCGGUUACAUGCAAGUUUUGACGAAAAGGGAUAGCAGAUCAAAUUGCACUCCCUAGGAUGGGCUGGGCUGACUCGAAGUCCUACUGUGUCUUCAAUAAGGACUACCGGUAGGGUAGGGGGACAAGUGGCCCUCGUAUAACAGGUGAUCCUGCGCUAAAUUCCAGUAGCCUUAAAGUUUGGGCUAAGGUUAGGACAUGAGGAUAUGGAAUUUCUCGCAAGGCCACAUACAUAAUUUAGAUGUGGGGGAGGGGGGUUAUUUUUAUUCCCUUGUCGGACUGAACCAUCCGUCCGAAAAAAGAAUGCUCAUUUUUGGUCGGCAGAAAAUCAAUACAUUCGCACCAAGGACCAUGGACGACGAUCCGAGACCUUUCAGAAGGAUGUGUGACACAGUUAUAGGCCCUCAGGGUGUUUGUGAUCCACCGAACCGGAAUAUGAGGUCCAUCAAAACUUUUGAGCAAAAAUUGAGAAACUCGGCUGCAAACUGUAGAGGCGUCUAAAGCACAUUUGUUCCAUUACUUGUCCGAUUUGGUUUUUAUUCCAUGCGUAUGGAGGGAGCGCCUUUCGUAUAGGCGGGUUUUUGCUUAACCGGAGUGGUUGGAGCCUGUUCACUUGCCGGACAGGCAGGGUUCAUAUCGUCGAGUGUUCGCUUUCCUCCCCUGUCGGCAUAGCAUCAUAGUGGCGGUGAAUUCGAAAUACCUAUCUUGCAUUUUAUUUCCUCUCCUACUAGGAAGAGAACAACCCUCUGCCAAGUAAACUUGAGUACGGAGGUCGCAGACCUGCAUUCAUUGGUCCCUUCCCCCCAGACCGACCAACUUGAAGUCGCCGUGCCUCGCCCUAGCGCUCAGUCUGUGGAGAUGGAAUGGUCCUCCUCUUCCACCUUAGUGGAAAGUGUAAGUAUGCACCCUUUAUUUUUCGUGACAACUCGAGAAGCUGUCUUCCAGUAUUUCGUAUUCAGUUGAGUUCAGUUUUAUUGAGGGAGAUGUAGGUCUUCACCUUUGAACUCCCUAUUUGUUUACAAGCAACUGCAAAAUCUCAAAAACUGAAAAAGGUAUUAUAAAGGUUGCGAAAAUUCCCAUAGCAUUAACCAGAAGACGAGGUGGCGAGCAUACGUAGCUUUCAAUAAAUUCUCGUCGGGCCAGUACAGUUAUAUGAGAACGGGGUAGAAGAAAAACACGUCAGCGAUAAGAGAAGUCGAUAAAAGUUCUCCUUAAAACAAAGGCGGGGUGUGGGACUGUGGGGGAGGGGGUGGGGAUGGGGGUAAUAGUAGUCAUUGUCAGGGGCGGGAUGAGAGCGCAAGUGCGCGGGGGGAGUUGCACCGUUACUCAGCCUUCGACCACUGUAGGCGCGGAGCCUGAACGUGGUUCUUCUGCGCGCAUAAGGUUGGCUUUCGUAACCUAAUGGCGGCCGCUUCCGCUGUCGCUAACAGGCGCUGGCCUAGUAGCUUAGGGUAGCUCGAUGGGACCUUAUAAAUUACACGAAAAGCUUCUCUACUAACCCUAUUUUACGCGGAGAAGGUAAGGAUAAGUUGCCACCGCAGACCACCUCAAUGUGCAUAUAUUCCUUCACUUGCUCCUGUGGAGCAGGUUAUAUUGGUCGCACGAGUCGGCGCUUAUCCAAAAGAAUACGCGAACACCUCCCGGCUUGGCUAGGAAAAGGCGAAACGAGGAGUAUAAGCAGCGCCAUUCUCGCGCAUGUUGUCGAUUCCGGACAUCGUGUGGACCCCAACGAGGCUUUUCGUGUGCUUUAUAAGGUCCCAUCGAGCUACCCUAAGCUACUAGGCCAGCACCUGUUAGCGACAGCGAAAGCGGCCGCCAUUAGGUUACGAAAGCCAACCUUAUGCGCGCAGAAGAACCACGUUCAGGCUCCGCGCCUACAGUGGUCGAAGGCUGAGUAACGGUGCAACUCCCCCGGCGCACUUCCGCUCUCACCCCGCCCCUGACAAUGACUAAUAUUACCCCCACCCCCACCCCCUCCCCCACAGUCCCACACCCCGCCUUUGUUUUAAGGAGUACUUUUAUCGACUUCUCUUAUCGCUUGCAUGUUUUACUUCCACCCCGUUCUCAUAUAACUGUACUGGCCCGACGAGAAUUUAUCGAAAGCUAUUAUAAAGGUAACAAGUGAUAGGGAAAGCGUCAACUAUGUACAGAUAAACAAACUGUCUCGAAUGUUAGUGGUGCUAGCAGAAGUACAGCGAUCGUUUCGAGUGCAGGGAAAUAAAUAAUAUACCCGGGGACACAAGUUGCAUAGGUGCAUGUCAGUAAGCGUAGGCGAUGGGUUGGGGACAAUAAGAAAUCCGAUUUAAAAUGUUACUGAAAUAUAGCAAGUAGUAUUAUGACAACGGUAUUUGUCAAGGUUACAGAGGUUGGGUGGUAAUUUAGUGGACACUGCUAUUCAAAUUCCAUGGUUAAGUCCCAGUUCUGUCCAGGUACCUAUAUAUUUCCCUAGGACGAUCACUUAGUUGGCACUAUAGUGCCUCCAUUUGGUCUUCGUCGUAUUUUCCGUCUAUAUCGUGCACUCUCCGCGAAAAAAAAAAACAGUUUCUUACACUGAAUGACGCUGUUCACGACCUUGUCUGAACCAAGAUUGAACGGGCGCGUAAACACAUAGAGCACCUUCUCAAUGUUAACGACCUACCAACCACCAGUCUACUUCAAGUGAAAUCUUCUUUCAUAGUCUGGUGUUUAAUAUGUCCUCUUUAGGGGAAUCGUCGAUGUAAUACAACAGCAAAGCACUUGGGGAGGAUAACACCUCAUUUCCGUAACAGGCAUGGACAGACUGAGACUAGAUUCUCCUUUGUUAAUACUUAGUGGAGAUGACAGUUCGACCGCCGUUGCCGACGAUGUCCGUCGCGUGCUCCACAGCUAGGUGAGAGCAGUCACGGUGAAUUGUGCGCGAUUUGGUUUAUAGUGGUAGUAGACUUGCACGGCAUCUUUCCUUCUCCCCCCGCUUGAAUCCGGUGUCAAGGCAUAGUCAAGAAGGCCGAAGGCGGAAGAGGACGCAGGUUGAUACAGGCUGAGACACAUGAACUGCCGCAGCGUAAGUUUCGUUUAGAUCGUCCUGCCGGUCUUUGCUAAUAGUCUGAAUAGGUUCCAGAUUUUUCGUGGGCGUAUUUUAGCCGUUGCUGCAUGAGGGUCUGGUUAAGGGCGUGGAUGACCUGCACUCGAUCGGCGCCACUGCGAGAAACAACACUGACUAGCUCAAGACAAAGGGGUCUCUUCACCACUAAUUUUGCAGACUUUGUUCUCCCACUUUUUAUGUGUGAAGUUGUUUAAUUUGCUGUUCAGCCUAAACUCCCCGCAGCACCGCGGUUAACCUGCGCGGUUUACGCACCAAGUCUUGUACAUCGUCUUAGCAUUUCGUUCGAAAAGUUUAUUAAUUGCUGAUACAAGGGAAAAUGCGAGUUCCAGGAAUUAGUUGAUCAGAAGAAGAAGCGAUCGCUGGAACCAUGCCAUGGAUCCAGCGAUCGCUUCGUCUCCUGAUCAGUUUAUUAAUUAUAUCAUACUACUGCCUGUAUUUCAGUAACGUUUGUUUUGUAUUAUCGUCCCAGUUCCGUUGAAUGUGAGCGUUGGCACUCCGAUUCGCCUCCCUCAGAAACUGAGAUAGCACCAAUUAUCCAUAGACAGACUGCUGUACAGCACAUUUAUUAACGUUAAUGUUUUUAACACUUGUAACAAUUCGUUUAUCUGUCUGGUUUUGCCAAUUUGAAAAAAACCUCUGUAGCUGUUGAUAUAAUUCGCUUCCCUGUAACAAGUAGGGUGUUCAAAAGUUCAACACGUAUGUUUCCCUCAAAUAAAGUGAAACUGAAAUUUCUUGCUCCAGCCCGAUAAAUCGGCGACCGAAGAGGCCACUGCAACCACGCCAAGAGCUCCACCUCCACCAGCCUCGGUCUAUUCACUGGACACUUCUGCCGACCAUAUGUAUGAGGCUCCAUCUGUGGACGCACCGCCUUCCAAGAAUCCGUCAUCCCUGUCUUCCUCAAACGCCGCCAAUACGCUCCCAACUCGGAAAGAUCGUCCCGAUCUUUCUGUCAGAUUCGACUUAGAGGCGAAAAACAGUCCGAAAGAGGACCGUGAUAGCGAGGAUUCGGACGAGGAGUACAAUCCACGAAGGCGCGUCUUCACAAAGAAGAACGCCGUCAAGUGGCGUCAAGGACGAAAAGGCAAGACGCAGGCUAGGUCCCACAAGGGGACCGCUGGUAAGACCAACAACACUACAUCGUCUGCUCUCUCGAACGCGCCUGCUUCUGCUCAGAGUCGGCUUUCGGGGAAGACAACAGGGAAGGAGGUGGAUACUAAAUCUGCAGUCGCUGAAGUAAAACCCGCGGUGAACGAUGAGAACAAGCCUCCCAUCCCCAGUGAUCCGCCUGUCGCAACAGUGUAGGUUCUGCGCACCUAGUUCAUGCUCGCAUUUCACGGUCGCAUUUUGAUUUUUUUUAUCAACGCCCGAUUUGUUUUCAAUCAGCCAACACUCCAGCAUACCGGUACCGCCGGGCAAGAAGCGCAAACAGCCCCUGUUGAUCGCUGAAGACUCGGUGUUUUUGCCGGUGCCGGAUGCAAAGACGGAGUCUGCGGGAGGAGAUGCAGUGGAACAACAGCGACCUGUGGUUUUGUUGGAGAGGCAAUCCAUUCCCGAUCUGAUGGUAAGUUGCCAGUGAGUGGCCCAGGAGUUUCAGCGUUACGUGCUGGUAGUUUGUUAUCCAGAAUGAUUUACCUGACAAAGACAAGGAAGACUGGAAUGGCCAUUUCUGGCUUAUUAGCCGUCGUCAGCCAGUCAUACUGUUAUGACCCGCCUGGUACGUGAAAUCCUGUGGAGCGUAUGCGCACUCGACCCUUGUCCCCAAUACCAACGCGGCCGAGAAGGAGAACGCGACCAGCCACGAAACUGUGUAUUAGGGAAUUGCAAGUCAAAAUUAACUGGAAGUAACGCGUAUUUAUGACGCCCUACGGUGCUUCGUCGGCGUUCGGCUCCAUGCCCUUCGGGAAGAACAUUCGAGACGAGCCGGUCGAUAAUUCGAAUAUGCUGAUCGAUCAGGCCCGAGAAGAAAAGCCAAUGGAGAGGCGCCACGAGUAAGAUGACAGCGCAGUAGAGAAAAUGCACGUGGCCUCCCGUGAUUGGCUGGCUCUUGUUUUUGGGAGUGUAGGCGCACCCAACACAUACCCAACUCCGAAUUGUGGAACACUCGAGGCUCGAACUGGCGACCUGUUAGUUAGAAGUUCACGCCACUAACCACCGGGCCACUAGCCCGUUGUCCUGUCGGUUUUUGAUCGGUAAUAAACAUUGGUAGGGGGCGUUCACCGAUCGUUCUUACGGAACUCACUCGUUCCGUCGUGCCUUACGGGCUCUCUCGAUCCCACCCAGCGGCCACACAGCGGCGCAUGAUAUAGGCGGAAUAAUCUUACCGACAAAGACCGAUCUAAAACCGACAGGACAACGGGCUCGUGGCCCAGUGGUUAGAGGCGUGGACUUCUAAAAAGCAGGUCGCAAGUUUGAGCCUCGGGUGUUCCACACUUCGGGGUUGGGUAUGACUGGCUGACGACGGCUAAUGAGCCAGAAAUGGCCAUUACAGUCUCCCUUGUCUUUGUCGGUUAUAUCAUUCUGCCUAUAUCAUGCGCUUCUGUGCGGCUGCUGGUUGGGCUCAAGAGAGAGAGAGUCCAUAAGGCACAACGGAACGAGUGAGUUUUUUUACCCAUUCGCCACUUAUCUACGUAUCCAACUUUUUUCUAUCCCGCAGGCUAAUGACGUGAGUUCAUCAGUUUCCAAGGUCCAGGAAACACGGCCGUCCGGAUACGCUUCGCAGAGCGACGUAAGCAUUACCUUGCACUGUUGUUUUCAAACACCGUGCCAGCUAGGUGUCUUUAUUUUACGACCCCGUCUGCUUUUGUUUCUAUUUAGAAGGAGAAACGAAGUCUUACUUGGUGUGCAGUGCAUGCCUUUACGUUGUUUAAGUCGGUGGUCAUUGGGCCGCAGGCAUUGUUGUGUCUUCCCCUAAUCGUGAAUAUGGCCUGCUUCGGAGGCUACAUUCCAAAAGGCUAGACCAAGUUGCUUUUAAGACGUAAACACUGAAUUGCCUGCGGAUGAGUUGCAUUUUAAAGACCCUGCAAAAUUCUUGGCAUGUCACGAAUAAACCAUCUUCUACGCGACAGCAUCGCACAACAGUCUUCAGCCGGGGCGUAAACCUAUGCUACGCUAACGUUAAGCCGAAGUUUCUGUAUAAUAUUGUAAAUUUGAAGAUUGAAUAAGAAGAAGGCAUACCAGUUUGGUGCCUUCUUCACGUACCAUAUUGGUACUCAUCACGCCCUAAGUCAUCAGAAUUCAGUAAACCUCAGCCCAACAGAUCACUGCCCUCAGUUGUUAAGCUCGCUAUGUGUAUUGCCUCACGUUUAUUCCCUCCUUUUUCUCCUACAGGAAGGGGACCGUUCGUCCAUGGCGUCAAAGUAAGUGCAAUCGGCUUGUUCUUAUUAGUUGUCAGCCUCUUCAGUUUAGUUCAGUUUAUUUGAGGGAAAUCUAGGUGUUGAAUCUUUGAACUCCCUAUUUGUUACAAGGAUGGGCAGUAUCAGAAAAUGAAGAUGCGAUCACUGGAACAAGAAAUUUAUUUGCGUGACGUUUCGGAUCCUCACUCGAAUCCAUCAUCAGAGGCAUUCGCAGAUAAAUGUCUCUGAUGAUGGAUUCGAGUGAGGAUCCGAAACGUCAGGCAAAUAAAUUUCUUGUUCCAGUGAUCGCAUCUUCAUCUUCUGAACUGCUACCUGGAACUCGCCUGUUCGCUUCUAUCAGAAGGGCAGCAUAUCAAAAAGUUGGAAACGGAAACAUCAAACACCUACCGAAGAAUACUUGGAACUGUGCAAACAAACGAAGUAUCCCAAGUGUUGGAAACACUAGCACUACUUAGUACGUUGUACAGUAGUCAGUCUGUGGAUGAUUGUGCUAUAGAGAAGGUAGUACGAUUUCACUUAUCUGCAGGCGCCUGCGUGAAUGUCAGCGCCCGCGUGCAACGUGUUUGGACCACUAAUCUUUUCUUAAAAACAAACGUUACUUGAAUAUUGUUAGUAGUAUUAUAAGAGGAUAACAAACACCUUUAUCUCGUCUGAUAUUUCCCCUGCAAGUGGUUCCUACAGCGACCGUCCCCACCGACGCACCGUGAACCGCAUCAGUUAUGCCAUGCCUAGCCUCGGAAAGUAAGUCACUUAAGUUAUCCACCCAUUUGUUCCCUUGCUUCAGUAUGUUCCUGAGCUCGGCUGAUGGCCACUGUGUCUUUGUCAAUUUUAGGAAAAUCCGCCAAGGUGAUUCAGAUUGGUGCAAGGAUAAGCUCUGA